CUCGACUGGGGGCCUCUCCAGGGAAGUAAAACCCAGUAGCAGCAACCGCGGAACUGUGCUCAGGACCUGAGUGAGCCGAGAGGUUCCGCCGAGUGCCAGCGGCGCCAGCUGGGGAGGAGAGGACGAGGAUACGAGGCUGAAAAAACACUCCACUUCCACCUGCCACUUUGUUUCAGAAUGUCAAGUACUGUGUCCUACUGGAUCUUCAAUUCUGCAAGGAAUCGUAUUGCUCUUUUACGAGGCGGGAGACGCCUAUACUCAAGGGCUGCCACGAGUAGGAACCCGCUGAAGUGGAGGCCCUUUUCUCUGGCAUCAGCAUCAUCAGCCUUUGAGGGCGGUUCUCCAUCUGGUGGCUUUGCCCUGCGGAAAGCCUACAGACACACAUCAACCGAGGAAGAGGAUUUCCACCUACAGCUCAGCCCUGAACAGGUCAGUGACCUGCUCCGAGCUGGUGAGUCAUCCCACAAGGUCCUUGAUUUCAACGGAGUUCCAAAUUCAGUGUUAAGGUUUGAGAGCAACCAGCUGGCUGCCAAUUCCCCGGUAGAGGACCGGCAAGGUGUGGCUACCUGCGUCCAAACGAACGGAAUGAUGUUCGGUAUUUUUGAUGGACAUGGGGGCCACGCGUGUGCGCAAGCGGUGAGUGAGAGGCUUUUCUACUACAUGGCGGUGUCCCUGAUGUCCCAUCAGACCUUGGAGCAGAUGGAGGAAGCAAUGGAAAACAUGAAGCCUUUGCUGCCCAUCCUGCGUUGGCUCAAGCACCCCGGAGAUAGUAUUUAUAAGGAUGUCACAUCCGUGCAUCUGGACCACCUCCGUGUCUAUUGGCAGGAGCUCCUUGACCUGCAUAUGGAAAUGGGGCUGAGCAUUGAAGAAGCAUUGAUGUACUCCUUCCAGAGACUGGAUUCUGACAUCUCGCUAGAAAUUCAGGCUCCUCUGGAAGAUGAGGUAACGAGGAACUUAUCCCUCCAGGUUGCUUUCUCUGGGGCAACAGCCUGCAUGGCCCACGUCAAUGGAGUUCACCUGCAUGUAGCAAAUGCUGGUGACUGCCGGGCUAUCCUCGGUGUCCAGGAAGAAAACGGUACCUGGUCAUGUUUACCUCUUACCUGUGACCACAAUGCCUGGAAUGAGGCUGAGCUGUCCCGGCUUAAGAGAGAACACCCCGAGUCCGAGGACAGGACACUCAUCAUAGAUGACAGGCUUCUGGGUGUCCUCAUGCCCUGCAGGGCUUUCGGGGAUGUCCAGCUAAAGUGGAGCAAAGAGCUGCAGCGGAAUGUCCUCGCGAGGGGCUUUGAUACCGAGGCCCUCAACAUCUACCAGUUUACCCCGCCCCACUACCACACUCCACCCUACCUGACUGCCAAACCCGAGGUUACCUACCACAGGCUGAGGCGCCAGGAUAAGUUCCUGGUGCUGGCCUCAGAUGGCCUGUGGGACAUGCUGGGGAAUGAGGACGUGGUGAGGCUGGUGGUGGGGCACCUGUCCAAGGUGGGUCGCCAUAAGCCGGACCUGGACCAAAGACCAGCCAACCUGGGCCUCAUGCAGAGUCUGCUGCUGCAGAGGAAAGCCAGUGGACUCCAUGCGGCUGACCAGAACACAGCCACGCAUCUGAUCAGACACGCCAUCGGGAGCAACGAGUAUGGGGAGAUGGAGCCGGAGCGGCUGGCUGCCAUGCUGACACUGCCAGAGGAUGUGGCCAGGAUGUACCGGGAUGAUAUCACUGUCAUGGUGGUGUUUUUUAACUCCGAUUCAAUUGAUACCUUCUGUAAGGAGGGUUAAGAGUCUUCCUCUGGUGCCAAGGCAGGAAUGCCCUUUAGAACACUUCACUCCUUAGUGAGCAAUUCAAACCUUAGUAAAGAAUAGGGGGACAUAGGUUGCUGAGUAAUUAGCAAAGGAAGGGAGGGAAAACCAGCCUUAGUGGUGGCGGUGGCGAUGACGACGACAAAGACAUUAAGUGAUUUUUUUUUUUUUUUUUUUUUCUGUGUGUGAGACAGGGUUUUUCUGUGUAGCAGGCAGAAUAAAGACUAAAAUUGGCUUAGGCUCACGUAGCCCAUGUCCUCUAUAAGACGGUUAAAUUGUGUCAUUCUGUGCUUUUAAAGGAUAAAUUUAAUCAUGAGUCUAAUAAAGAACUUCAGGAUCUUCUGAGACCCAGUUGCAGAUUUUACAGAUGCGAUUAUGCAGAACUCUGUUAUGCGCAGCGUCCAGGCUCUAGUGUCUUGUUUGUUUUUUAAUUAGGGAAGCCUAGGUUUACAAAGUGAUCUUCAGGGCACUUUUCUAUGUAGGAAUCUAACUCUGUGUGUGUGUGUGUGUGUGUGUGUGUGUGUGUGUGUGUUUCUGAAAUGACUGUGACGACAUUUUGUGCUGUUUUUUACCGCUGGUUAAGUUUAUUUUAAAACUGAACCCUCCAGCUCACAAGCAGGACUGCCAGAAGCACGUUUGGGUCCUGGCUGAGGAUGAGAGGAGCUAGGCCCCGGGCCAGCUGAAUUUAAUUGUGCAGCUAUUGUUCGCCUCAGUUGAGCCUCACCUCUGAACCUUCGAGCCGUCCGUCCGGGGAGGUGAUUUCUGUCUAAUCCCUAACUCCUGACAUUUUUGCUGAGUAAACUGUUCCCCCCCCCCCAGGCUUAGCCACAGGUUACUCAUUUAAUUUUAGGUUCCUUUUGAUUAUAGCCUCAACUCUUGUUUCCCCGUGACACAAUCCUACCUCUGCUAUUCUGUCUGCCUAGCCUCAUCCUGACGUUACUGGAAAAUCUUCCCUGUUCUAUCAUCCAGAGGUUGGAAGAAAGAAGGUGAUAUGGUUGGGUGGCAGUUGAGGACAUGUGGGCAGGACUUCUUCAGUGGUUUGUGGAGUUCAGCCUAGAUCUAGAGAAGUGAAAGUAAGGCCCUACGAGAGAACAGGCUUUCUCUCUGCAUCUUGGAAGGGAGGAGGGAGGCUUAUCAGAUGGGCCACAGGCCCCUGCCUGUUGAAUUGCCAUCGCUCCGCCUCGGGGACCAUAGUUAGUGUGAGAGGUAAAAGCUAGAAAUCAUCUGGCCGUAGUCUUCAUGGGUCACUGGUGUUUGAAAACGAAUCCUCAUGAAUCCGGUUUAGAGGAUACCUUUCCUCCUCUCUCAGGUGGCUGUGGCCUUGAACUUCAGGAAAUGUGUCCCUAAACACAUGUGGUUCUUUUUGGGCAGUUUUAAUUUCCUGUCCCUUGUCAGUACUUCAGCCAUCGACAAGGCUCUUUAGUUGAUCCUUUAGUUUCCACUGUAUCAUCCACACACUAGGUUUGGCCUCCUUGGCUUUGCAGGUAGACAUUUUGUUGAGUUUAGAUGGGGCUAGCAAAAUGGCUCAGUGGGUAAAGGCUGCCAGUCUCAAAACCCUGAGUUCCAUCCAGGGGACCCACGUGAUGAAAGGCUUGAGUUGAAAGUUGACCUCCGACCUUCAUGUGUGCACUGCGGCACGUGAACUCACACAAAAUAAAAAGAAAAAAAAAAUCAGAGCUGGGCAGUGUUGGUGCAUGCCUCUAGUGCCAGCACUUGGGAAGCUGAGGCAGGUAGAUCUCUGAGUUCGAGACCAACCUGGUCUAGAGAGUUCCAGGACAGCCAGGACUACACAGAGAAACCCUGUCUUGACCCCCACCCCCACCAAAAACAAAAUCAGGAUUGCUUUUUGUAUAUUUCCUAGUGUGUCUGUUUAGUGAUUUUAAAAAAAAAAAAAGACAA
This is a messenger RNA of Mus caroli (Ryukyu mouse), 3693 nucleotides long. RefSeq names its product pyruvate dehydrogenase phosphatase catalytic subunit 2 (gene Pdp2). Gene Ontology annotation, cellular component: mitochondrion. Lineage: Eukaryota; Metazoa; Chordata; Mammalia; Rodentia; Muridae. The record is from RefSeq and is a predicted model, not a curated record. Gene Ontology annotation, biological process: protein dephosphorylation. Gene Ontology annotation, molecular function: [pyruvate dehydrogenase (acetyl-transferring)]-phosphatase activity; cation binding.